Molecule: messenger RNA, 1551 nt
Organism: Cyphellophora europaea CBS 101466
Lineage: Eukaryota; Fungi; Ascomycota; Eurotiomycetes; Chaetothyriales; Cyphellophoraceae
Exons: 3
Coding region: 1-1551 (516 amino acids)
Biological process (GO): mitochondrial respiratory chain complex IV assembly
Cellular component (GO): extrinsic component of mitochondrial inner membrane
Source: RefSeq, a predicted model, not a curated record
AUGUCAUUAUCAUACACGUGUGUGCGCUGUGUGAGGACACUGAAUGGAGGUCAACUCGCUCGACACGGCACCAAGGCUGCCCAAGCUGCGACGGGAGCCCGCAAGCUAAGCUCCAAGACCAAACCCGCGCAACCCUCCCGCAGCAUCCUGAGCAGGAUUGAGAAUGAUGCAUUCCGAGAGAGGAACCGGCAAGCUUCAACGGCAGCGGCGCCAGCUGCUCAGCAAGAGGACAAUUUCGAACGACAUGUCCAAUACCCCGAGUAUGGCCACUAUCGGCCACGGACUCUACUCAGCCAGGACAAUCUCUUUCACCCGUUCUCAAGGUCGCCCAUACCUGAAAUGAGAGAAAGGGACUUGUUUACGAAACAGCAUGCAUACUGUCCACAUCCAGCGCAUCACCGAACAAGAAUACCCGCAUCGCCGAACGAUCCUGAAAGCAGGAAGCAGAAGGACGAAGUUGGAGCAGAGCCACCAGCGCACGUUAGCUUUGAAUGCCCUGACUGUGGUAUUGCGACAUAUUGCUGUGAAGAGCACUGGGCGGAUGAUUACGAGGCACACAUGGAGAUCUGUGAGACGUUGCGGCAAAUCAACGAAGAUGACCACGACCUGCGCUCAGGGCGAUAUUUCGCCGAAUUUGAGUAUCCUGGCCCCCAGCUCGAGGAGAUAUUGGUGAACAUGACGAAUUGGGACACACUUCUCUACACCAGGCAGUUUGAAGCCAUUAAUGCCGAUCGUGCCAUGCGACAGGCAACGCGUCUGCUUACCUAUCCCAUGACACUCGGUAGCAUUCUGCACGAGCUGUCUCCAUACAAUAUUCGCACUGGCGGCCGGCUCACAACAGAAGGCCUCAAGUCGCUGAGUGCACUCCGUUAUACUUUGCAUCCCCCACGUACCGGACAAGGUGUCGAUGUCUCGGGGCUGCGGCUCGCCUCUCCUCCAGUGCGGAUUUUUAUCCUUGGUGCGCGCGCCGAAUCGUCGCUGCCGCGUGAGGUGUGGGUUCAACUGUCCCACCUCUUCCCACGAGCCACCUUCCACUUGAUCUUUAUUGGCCCUGAAUCGAUGGCAAACCGCGACGAGGAAUUCCCGCUGCCGGAACGUACACCGCAGAAUCCAUUUGGUGCGAUUGUGGAGGACAGGUUGAGCGACAAAAUGAAGAUUACAACCUUCGUGGACUACUUCCACACACUGCAUGAAGCGCAACAGUUCGCGCCAUACGACCCGUACUUUGACUGCUUCAUGCUCUACCACCCUGGACUGGGACAUCCCGCGUCCAGUCAUGAGUGGCAGUCAACAAUCCCACAACUGCUGGAAACAAAGGUGCCCAUUAUCUGCACGGGAUAUACUGACUGGGACAUGAAGCGAGAUAAGGACUGGGUGAUGGAGAAGUGCAAGGGCGAGGUAGAUCUGCUCAUGGAGCCAGGCGAGAAUCGCUUCAGGAGCUUGAGAUGGGAUCUGAACGAUUUGGAUCCUCAAGACGUGAGCUGUGGUAAUUGGGGAGUAUGGGCUUUCAGGGGCAAGAGAUACGAAGCGACGCAGAAAGACUCCGAGUGA